AUGGAAUUUGGAAGCCACACUCCCAUUUCCAUGGAUUCUUCUCUGAGUCAGACCCCCCGCCACCCGGCUUGUGCUCACCACGAGCUUCGGCUUCCCGCCGCACACCAUGACAACAACCCCACAUCGACACCAAUGUCCAACCCACUGCAACGCGCUCAGUGGCUCCGGGCCGCCAUACUCGGCGCCAACGACGGCUUGCUCUCCACCACCUCACUCAUGCUCGGCGUCGGCGCCGCCAAGGAGAACAGGCGCUCCGUCAUCCUCUCCGGGAUCGCCGGAGCCGUUGCCGGCGCCUGCAGCAUGGCUGUCGGGGAGUUUGUCUCUGUCUCCACCCAAAGAGAUAUCCACAGGGCAACAGCAGCCGGCAGCAGCCAUUCUAGUUCGGAGCCAACCAAGCCAUGCCCAGUCACCGCCGUCUUAAUCGAUAUUGCUAACCCCGCCGGGGCUAGCCGGCCCAUGUCGCCGGCCAUGACAGGCAACCAAAAAUCGCCGCCAUCAGCCGCUACGCCGGAACGAAAGUCGCCGCUCAUCCUCCACCUGGCCAGGUCCCCCGCCAUGAAAGUCAUAGCAGAAGGUCGUUAA
Messenger RNA from Diospyros lotus (date-plum), 582 nucleotides. RefSeq names its product vacuolar iron transporter homolog 2-like. The transcript has a single exon. Gene Ontology annotation, cellular component: membrane. Bases 1 to 582 code for a protein of 193 amino acids. Gene Ontology annotation, molecular function: manganese ion transmembrane transporter activity; iron ion transmembrane transporter activity. Gene Ontology annotation, biological process: intracellular manganese ion homeostasis. NCBI's taxonomy places the organism in Eukaryota, Viridiplantae, Streptophyta, Magnoliopsida, Ericales, Ebenaceae. The record is from RefSeq and is a predicted model, not a curated record.